Messenger RNA from Abrus precatorius (Indian licorice), 2498 nucleotides. RefSeq lists its product as uncharacterized. The transcript has 8 exons. Gene Ontology annotation, biological process: response to oxidative stress; hydrogen peroxide catabolic process. Lineage: Eukaryota; Viridiplantae; Streptophyta; Magnoliopsida; Fabales; Fabaceae. The coding region runs from base 1 to 2214 and encodes 737 amino acids. The record is from RefSeq and is a predicted model, not a curated record. Gene Ontology annotation, molecular function: peroxidase activity; heme binding.
AUGGGUUCCAUGCGUCUUGUAGUAGUGGCAGUGUGGUGUGUGGUUGCGAUGCAUGGAGGGUUUUCAGUCUCAUAUGCUCAGCUAAGUCCAAAGUUCUACGAUGAAACAUGUCCACAACUCAAAAAUAUUGUGUUUGGAGUCAUUCUCAGAGCUUCCUUCUCCGAUCCCCGUAUAGGUGCCAGCCUCAUCAGGCUUCAUUUUCAUGAUUGCUUUGUUCAAGGUUGUGAUGGAUCAGUUUUGUUGAACAACACUGCAACAAUAGAAAGCGAGCAAGAUGCAGUUCCAAACAAAAACUCAAUAAGGGGUUUGAAUGUUGUCAAUGACAUUAAAACAAUGGUGGAAGCUUUUUGUCCAGCCACAGUUUCUUGUGCUGAUAUUCUUGCUAUUGCAGCUGAAGUAGCUUCUGUUCUGGGUGGAGGUCCAUCAUGGCCAAUUCCAUUGGGAAGAAGGGACAGCUUAACAGCAAAUCUAACCCUUGCAAAUCAAAAUCUUCCAGCACCUUUCUUCACACUUGAUCAACUAAAAGCUUCCUUUGCUGUUCAAGGUCUCAAUACAAUUGAUUUAGUUACACUCUCAGGUGCUCAUACAUUUGGAAGAGCUCACUGUAGUACAUUCAUUAACCGAUUGUACAAUUUCAACAACACUGGAAUUCCUGAUCCAACUUUGAACACAACUUACUUAGAAAUAUUGCGUGAGAUAUGCCCCCAGAAUGGAACUGGGAAUAACAUUACUAAUUUGGACCCUACCACACCUAAUGGAUUUGAUAACCACUACUACUCCAAUCUUCAGCAACUCAAUGGCUUACUUCAAAGUGAUCAAGAGCUAUUCUCCACUCCUAAUGCGGAUACCACUGACAUUGUAAAUAGCUUCAGUAGUGACCAAAAUCUCUUCUUUGAAAACUUUAGCGUGUCAAUCAUAAAAAUGGGCAAAAUUGGAGUGCUAACGGGAGAUGAAGGAGAAAUUCGGUUACAGUGUAAUUUUGUGAAUGGUGACUCUACUGGAUUAGCUGGUCUUGCAUCCAAAGAUUCAAAAGACGUUUUGGUUAAAUUAACGUUCUUAUCAUCCACGCAGCGCGAGUCACUUGUCUAUAUAAAUGGUGGAUAUCUUGCAAGAGCUCUCUGCACACAGUUUUUGGUAUCUAUAUCAGUAAGAAAAAUGAGGUGUUUGAAUCUCUCGGUGACGGUUCUGUGCUGUGUUGUUGUGCUUGGAGGGUUACCCUUCUCCUCAGAUGCACAAUUAGAUCCAUCGUUUUACAAGAAUACUUGUCCUAAAGUUCAUUCCAUUGUGCGUGAAGUCAUCAGGGAAGUUUCAAAGAAAGAUCCUCGUAUGCUUGCUAGUCUCGUCAGGCUUCACUUUCAUGACUGCUUUGUUCAAGGCUGUGAUGCAUCAAUUUUGUUGAACAACACUGCCACUAUAGAAAGCGAACAACAAGCUCUUCCAAACAACAACUCCAUAAGAGGUUUGGAUGUUGUGAAUCAGAUAAAGACUGCGGUGGAAAAUGCUUGUCCGGGCGUAGUUUCUUGUGCUGAUAUUCUUGCCCUUGCAGCUGAAAUAUCUUCUGUUUUGGCUCAUGGUCCUGAUUGGAAAGUUCCAUUGGGAAGAAGGGAUAGUUUAACAGCAAACAGAACCCUGGCUAAUAUAAACCUUCCAGCACCUUUCUUUAACCUAACUCAACUCAAAAACGCUUUCACUGCUCAGGGCCUCAGCACCACUGAUCUAGUUGCACUCUCAGGUGCUCAUACAUUUGGGAGAGCCCAUUGCUCUUUAUUCAUCAGUAGAUUGUACAACUUCAGCGGCACUGGCAAACCUGAUCCAACUCUUGACACAACUUACUUGCAACAACUGCGCCAAAUAUGCCCCAAUGGUGGACCAGAUAACCUUGCCAAUUUUGACCCAACAACUCCUGAUACAAUAGACAAAAACUACUACUCCAAUCUUCAGGGUCACAAGGGUUUGCUUCAGAGUGAUCAAGAGUUGUUCUCAACACCCGGUGCUGAUACCAUUAGCAUUGUCAACAGUUUCAGUAGUGACCAAAAUGUUUUCUUUGACAACUUUAAGGCUUCAAUGAUAAAGAUGGGUAACAUUGGCGUGCUAACGGGGAACAAAGGAGAAAUCCGAAAACAGUGCAAUUUUGUUAACAAGAAAUCAGUUGAUAUUGCUAGUGUGGCCUCCCAAGAGUCAUCUUCAGAGGAGGGUAUGGUUAGCUCAAUCUAAAUAAAUUAGGGUGACAACACUUAGAUAUGUGUGAUUGGAGCUAAUAAGCUAUAGGCGUGUUCAUGUGCUAUGUGCCCACGGCUAGUUGUUAUGUACUGUGUUUGUGACUUUGUGUAAUAACUUCUUUCUUGUAGUUUGAAUCAUGUAGUGCUCAGGAUCAAUUUCUCUCUUUUUAUCUCUCACUUGCUCUGUUUGUGUCCUUCCUCUGGUUUAAAGGGGUCAUGGAGCUAAAACACAGCCCAUCACUGUUUAUAUGCUGUUUUUAUUUAAUAAACUAAAAUUGU